UGCCCAGAGAGAAGCCAGCCAUGCCCUUGUCCCCAUAUCCGGCUCACAACCCCUGCCUGACUCAGCUAUUCUGCUACCGAAAGCAGAGCAGAUUCCUCCCUGGAAGACAAGAUCUAGAGAGCAACUUGGCUUUUCUGCUGUAUGAAACAGAGCCAAUACCACACUGCAAGACAGGAGCUCUCGCCUAGAGUGACUCUGCAUUUCUGCUCUAUAACGCACAGCAGACCCCUCGCUGGGAGGUGGGAUCUCUCUCGACUCUCGCAGACCCUGGGAGAUCCUGGGAUUCGGUAGCAAUGGCCACUGGCGACAAAUACACGGUUAUACGCACCAAACGCAAAGAGCUGAUAGGAAUCAUUCAAAGAGACCCCGAGAGCGUCUUGGAUGAGUUACUAGCCCAGUCCGUCAUCACAGAGGAGGAGUACGACAGCAUGAACCAGCUACAAGACAAAGUGGCCAGAAUUAGGAAAUUGCUGAUUUACAUACAGAAAAGGGGGGAGUCGUCCUGCCGAGACUUUCUGGAGUGUUUAGAAAUCUUAUUCCCAGGCACAAAUCGGCUUUUGCAACCUUCAGAAUAUGAUUUUUUCAAUCCGGAGCGAGAUUCACGCGCUGUGCGAGACCCAGAAUCAAGGGAGAGAGAUUUUUUCAAUCCAGAGCACCAUACAGAGCUGAAGGAAGAAGAUGGUUUCAAUCCAGAGCAGGAAUCGGAGACUCAGCGAGACCCAGAGCCAGAGGAGAAAGAUGGUUUCAAUCCAGAGCCCGAUCCACAGCUGGAGGAGGACGACGGUUCAAAUCCAGAGAAGGAAUCAGACAUUGAGCCAGACCCGGAGACGGGUGGUUCAGAUUUGGAGCAGGAAUCAGAGACUCGGCGAGAUCAAGAACCCGAGGAGGAAGAUGGUUCACAUCCAGAACCCGACCAAGAGCCUGAGGAGGAAGGUGGCUCAAAUCCAGAGCAAGAAUUAGAGACGGAACCAGACCCUGAGCCAGAAGGUUCAAAUUCAGAGCAGGAAUCGGAUACUCAGUGAGACCUAGACCCUGGUGGGAAAAAAAAAAAAUCUCUCAAAAGGUACGUCCUCAUAGGUGAUUCGUUCUAUAUCCAUAGAGUCCACUUAUGACUGCCAUGGGCUGCCCUUAGAGUUUCAACCGCUUAAAACCAUUAAUUCGCUCCAAGAGGCCACCGAUGGAGAAAAGCAAUUCCCUCGCUGUUGCCAGGACUGCGUUGUGAACUAGAAGGGAGAUCCCUGUGUAGCGCUGUGCAUGAUCAUCACAGCACCGCGAUUUCUUCAUCCAUCGGGACAUGGAGUCUGGGAAUGUCCCUCAGGAAACCGCAGAUGGGCUGGUCGAGAUUUCCUGGUAUUUCCCUGCUGGGAGGGAGAAUUCAAAUGCACCCGUGUGAACUAUCCCAUCCAGCACAAAUGGUCAGGGUGCUGGCAGGAGAAGUGGGAGACCACAACCAUUUCUCUAGCUGUGGCUCUUGCAGCUGGCAUCCAAGCCUUCGUCACUUCACUGUUAGGGUCGGACUCAGCAGCUGGCGCAGAAUUCGGCAGCUAAGCAGGGUGUCAUUUCACAAGCCAAAGCUGUGACCCAUAAUGGCUGCCAAUUGGCUCCCAGAUUGACUUCAAGAUCUUGGUUAAACUGCCAGGUGGCGUAAGACCUACCUAUUAAUAGCUGCUUCUCUCCCUGUGAUAUCUGCUGUCAUGUCCACCCUCUGCCUAGGUCUCUUCUCACCCAGAGCUGGGAAGCUCAGAUGUAUUCUGCAGUGGUUCCCUCCCUUGUCCAACGGUGGUGAAUCUUUCCUCUCCAGGGCCUCGUUCUUAUCUCUUCUUCUUGCUGCUUUCUUAUAUUUUACAUCACUCCCUAGAUGCAGCCCCCCUUGCACUUUCUUCACUGAAUGCCAAUGGCCCAAAUACUCAUUUUAUUAGCCCCAUCUGGCCAAUUUCCCUAUCUCCCGCUUCACCUCAUUAUUCUCAGCCUGUAAUAAAUAUAGUGAAUAACUCCCACCAGUUAGAUUAUUUGCACUCACUGCUCCUAUGGAGGAGGACAAGGACAAGCUCCAUACGAGGAGAGACUAAACAGAUUACAGCUGUUCAGUUUACAAAACAGAUGACUAAAGGGGGCUAUGAUGGAGGUCUAUAAAAUAAGGAACGGAGUUAGAAAAGAGAACAGAGAAGUGUUAUUUACCCUUUCCCACAACAUAAGAACCAGGGGUCACCCAAGGAAAUUAACAGGUAGCAGGUUUAAUACAAACAAGAGCAAGUACUUUUCCCACGCAACACACAAUUAACCUGUGGAACUCAUUGCCACAGGAUGUUGUGAUGGCCAAAAAUGUAACUUGAGUUAAUUUAAAAAAACAACUGGAUAAGUUCAUGGAGGACAGGUCCAUCAAUGGCUAUUAGCCAAGUUGGGCAGGGACACAAUCCCAUGCUUGGAGCCACCUUAAACUUGUGACUGCAAGAAGCCAGGAGUGGAAGACAGAGGUGGAUCACUCCAUAGUUGCCUUGUUCUGUUCUCUCCAUGAAGCUCUGUUACUGGCCACCAUCAGAGACAGGAUACUGGGCUAGAUGGACCUUUGGUCUGACCCACUAAGACAGCUCUUAUGUUUCUUAUGUAACCUCCCUCCUCUGAUAGGUGCAAACCGUCUUCUGAUCUCCUGCCUCAGUUUAUUCCUGGCCAGUUUAUCCUCAUUUGUUCUUGGGCUGACAUUGUCUUUUAGCUUCAGUAGCUCUUCUCCCUCCCUGGUGUUUAACCCCGCCCAAGUAUGGGGUUUCCAGGGCAGUAUGUUGGAGAAGACAAUUUCAACACAUUUCUCCAUUGAGAAAAGAGUUGGGGUGGAAAGCCAAAAAGGCUGAAUGAAUCUAACUGUGAAACAAUGGCACAGCCAUUAGAGGGGCAUUAUCUUAGGGCUUGUGUACAUGGGGAAAAUAAUUCAGAUUAAGGUAGGGUGUGAAUUUAAAAGCAGAAUAGCUAUUCCUUAUUAACUCCAUGUGUGGACACACUUAUUCUGGAAUAAGGUACCCUUGUUCCAGAAUAAGCGUACUCCCACCUGGAGUGAAUCCGGAAUAGUUAAUCCGGAAUAACUCCAUGUGUAGACAAGCCGUAAAUCCACACAGGGAGCGACUGAGGAAUAGCUAUUGCGGUUAACGUUCCCAUAUAGACAAGCACUGAGAUGCUUUCCUUAUCUGGAGUUAACUGGGAGCAGGCUUCUGGGCUUGCUAAAACCAUGUAAAUGGGUCUGCUCCUGUAAUGAAAAGUGAAGCUUACCUAACUUAGCUUGUAGUGAAGCAGAAGGUGGUUUGCCAGGAGCCAAUUUUUAUUGGUAAAUGUCAAUAAACGUUGAUUUCACCGUACACACAAACCAAUGCAAAAAUAUUUCCAUCAAUAAUCAUCGAAAUGUACAGAUAGCCAAACUAAGAACAAUGCUGCCUGAGAAUGUGUUAGCCUUUGAUUUAAGGCUAUUAAUUGUGUGCACUUUGACUUAUGCAGUGUUGUUGUAGCCAUAUGGGUCCCAGGAUAUUAGAGAGACAAGGUGGGUGAGGUAAUAGCUUUUAUUGGACCAACUUCCGUUGGGAGACGGAAAGAAGCUUUUGAGCUACACAGAGUUCUUCUUCAGGUCUGGGAAAGGUAUUCAGAGUGUCACAGCUAAAUAUAAGAUGGAACAGAUAAUUUAGCAUAACCAGUUAGCACAUAUUCUAAGGGGCCAUUCAAGGUGAAGUGGCCCGUUAAUACCCAAUGAUAAACCUGAGAUACAUCAAUGAUAUUUUCAUCUUCUGAACAGACAACUUCAACUCCCUCACAGAUUUCCACCACAAUUUCAACCACCACCACCCGUCCAUUAAACUCUCAACUUCCUGGAUGCCAUAAUCAGUUUCAACAAUGGAACCCAACGGACAACCAUACAUAAGAAACUCACGGAUCACCACACCUGCCUUCAUAGAUCUAGUAACCACCCCAAACGCACCAAGACAUCUGUUAUCUAUAGCCAGGCACUCAGAUGCUCUGAGGAGAAAGUCCGAUAUAUACACCUUAACACACUCAAAACUGCCUUCACCAAACAAGGACGCUCUGCCAAAGAAGUAUAUUGCAUCAUGGAACGGGUCACCCAAAUACCCUAUAUGGGUUCCAGCGUGGGUGGUAGGUGACAACUAGAGGCAUGCGGUUGGAGAGGGUUUUAUUUCUGUAUUGAAGCAGGUUCUCUCAGGGUAUCAUCAAACAACUUCAACCCAUUCUCAAUGGGGACCCCAUCCUGAAAGAAAUCUUUCCUGAACCCCCUCUUCUGGCCCUCAAACAACCUCUCCAAGCUCAUCAUCAGAAGCAAGCUCCGCGCAGACGAGGACACACCAACUCAAAGCAGCGCCAGACCCUGCCAGAACAAGAGAUGCAAAACCUGCAGACAUCUCUCCACUGCUACAAUGAUCAACACCCUCCACAAGACACCUUUCAAGAUCCAGGGGUCCUACACAUGCCUAUCACAACAUGUGGGGUACCUCAUCCAAUGCACUAAAUACCUCAAUAGCAACUAGUUGGGUGAAACCAGACCAUCACUACGCUCUCAGAUGAACUCACACGGGAAAAUGAUAAAACACAAAAACACCCUGUCACCUCUGGGUGAACACUUUUCACAAAGCAAUCACUCUCUAUCUGAUCUAUCAGUCCCCAUCCUCAAAGGAAACCUGCACAACAGUUUGAAAAAGAUGAGCCUGGGAGCUUAAAUUCCUAAUUUUGCUCGGCACAAAAUCAUGGACUGAACCAAGACACUGGAUUUAUGGCUUAUUACAACAAUCUGUAACCCGCUCACCCUGUUUUUCUGUCCAUUGACUAAAGCAGGGGUCAGCACCUUUCAGAAGUCGUGUGCCGAGUCUUCAUUUAUUCACUCUAAUUUAAGGUUUUGCGUGCCAGUCAUACAUUUUAACGUUUUUAGAAGGUCUCUUUCAAUAAGUCUAUAAUAUAGACCUAAACUAUUGUUGUAUGUAAAGUAAAUAAGGUUUUUAAAAUGUUUAAGAAGCUUCAUUUAAAAUUAAAUUAAAAUGCAGAACCCCCCGGACUGGUGACCGGGACCCGGGCAGUGUGAGUGCCACUGAAAAUCAGCUUGCGUGCCGCCUUCGGCACCCGUGCCAUAGGUUGCCUCCCCCUGGACUAAAGGAUUGUUAAUGAGCUGUUCCACCUUGAACGGUCCCUGAGGUGUUUACACUGUACUGUUUGAUCUUCUAUUUAGUGGUGACUCUGAGUACCUUUCCCAGACCUGAAGAAGAGCUCUUUGUAGCCCCACAGCUUGGCUCCCUCACCAACAGAAAUUGGUCCAAUAAAAAAAAUAUUACCUCAUCCGCCUUGUCUCGCUAACGUACUUGGACUUGGGAUGUUGGCAAUUUGUGCUUGAACGGUUGUAAAGCUUGAACUUUUUGAAUCUCAACUUCUACGGUGAUUAAAUUAUUGCCUGCCCACCCAUCAUUUUGCACAACUGUGAACAUGUUCAUUGAUUCAAAUGUUUAAAAAUGCUUAAAAAUAAACAUCGGGAUUGUCCGUUGAAAUUAUAAAAAAAAUCAUCCAAGUCUCAUCAUAAGACUGGAUGAAGCCAGACACACCUGUUGGUUGGUUGGUUAUUUUGAAACCAUUUUUUCCUCAAAUGUUUUGUUCCAUUGGCUAAUAAACCUAUUUGUUUCCAGAA
Malaclemys terrapin pileata is the source of this 5659-nucleotide messenger RNA. Its product is annotated as nucleolar protein 3-like. The coding region runs from base 294 to 1022 and encodes 242 amino acids. The transcript has 3 exons. Lineage: Eukaryota; Metazoa; Chordata; Testudines; Emydidae. Gene Ontology annotation, biological process: regulation of apoptotic process. The record is from RefSeq and is a predicted model, not a curated record.